Molecule: messenger RNA, 2067 nt
Organism: Microcebus murinus (gray mouse lemur)
Lineage: Eukaryota; Metazoa; Chordata; Mammalia; Primates; Cheirogaleidae
Gene: GM2A
Product: ganglioside GM2 activator
Biological process (GO): ganglioside catabolic process; lipid transport
Cellular component (GO): cytoplasmic side of plasma membrane
Molecular function (GO): enzyme activator activity; lipid carrier activity
Source: RefSeq, a predicted model, not a curated record
CCGCCGCUGCUGCUGCUGCUGCUGGCCCUAGGCUUGCUUCUCGCCGGCCCUGCGGCCCCUGCGAGCGUCCACCUGAAGCAGCUUGGCAGCUUCUCCUGGGAUAACUGUGACGAGGGGAAGGACCCUGCGGUGAUCAAAAGCCUGACUCUGGAGCCUGACCCCAUAGUCGUGCCUGGGAACGUGACCAUCAGUGCCAAGGGCCAGACCAGUGUCGCCCUCAGUUCUCCUCUGAAGGUGGAAUUAACUGUGGAAAAGGAAGUGGCUGGCUUCUGGGUCAAAAUCCCGUGCGUGGAACAGAUUGGCAGCUGUACAUAUGACGACUUCUGUAAUGUGCUUGAUACUUUUAUUCCCCCUGGGAACCCCUGCCCAGAGCCCUUGCACACCUAUGGGCUUCCCUGCCACUGUCCCUUCAAAGACGGCACCUACUCACUACCCAAGAGUGAUUUCACCAUGCCCGACCUGGAGCUGCCGGGCUGGCUCAGCACCGGGAACUACCGCAUCCAGAGCAUCCUGAGCAGCAGCGGGACACGUCUGGCCUGCGUCAAGAUCGCCGCCUCUCUCAAGGGCAAAUAGCGGGGCAGCAGCCACAGCAGAAUGAAAGGGUGUGAGGAAGGUCUCUCUUCCUCUGCCUGGCGUUUGCCAAGGCCAACUUCUGGCUCUGCCCUUCUCCAGCUCCUACGAUGAUGAGUCUGCUACCUUCCCUGAAAAUCAUCUUGCGCCACUGACGUUUUAGGCUGGGGCAAGCAGCCCUGACCCAGUGGAGGUCGAGCCUGGCAGCUCUUGAUAGCCCAGGACAUCUGGGCCAGCCACGUCCCUUCCCCCACCUCUGUCGCCUUCUUUCUAAAGAGCCUCGUUCGUUUCCCAAACACUCAAGGAAUGGGAACCAAUGUGUUUUGGGACCUCCAGUUUAGACUGCCCCAGUCUUGGCCUCCUAAACUACCUUUAUGACUUUCUUUUUUACUGGUUACUAACUAAAGCAGAGUGAGAGCACUACCAUUUUCAUUCUGCUCCAGCCCGCAGCCUGCUUUUACAAUGAAAAGGCUUAACUCGUUGACCUUAGUCUAGUCCUCCAUUAAUUUCUGUGAUUAAUUUUGAUUUCUUUUCUAGGUUUGCCUAAUUAACCCCAGGGCACAGUGUGGCCCGGAGAGGCAGGGUGUGUGCGGGCAGUCCCUGGGGGGAGAGAUUUAUGAACUCGUUUACAAACUCAGGUGCCGCAGGGUUAAACAAGAGACUUCAGUGAAGGACGAGGACUGCUAGAAACAUGUUGCCUCCUUUUUUGAUAAAGAUACUACACACAAUGGAUAUGGUAAAUACUUCUAUACCACAGAAAAAGUUAGAGCACACAUGCAUUGAUUGAUACCAGGCAGCCGAGCCCGGGCUCUGGCUGCGUCUAAUUAAGGAUGGCAAGGACUGGCAUAAUUUGGAGAGCACACAGCCAGUUCGUAAGGACGACCCAGCUAGAAGCCGGCAGUGCCAUGUAGAAAUGUUGUGGGACUAGCAUUGCCAGAUAGUCUCAAUUUUUUCUCCUAGAGAAGCCCAAAAUCCAGAUUCUGAUAUGAAAUCUUACAAUUUCUAAACAUUGGCAGCUAAUUUUUUUUUUUUUAACACUGUGAGCCAAAGGGGCCAAACGGACAUGUUGGUGGGGACAUGUGGCUCGUGGGUAUCCAGUUUGCAACCUCUGACCUAAGACCGUGGACACCUUCUCCUCUCAAGACAACUCCUGGCACCCUUUCUCCCUCCGUGGGGCCAAACCCAUGGCUCUGCAAAGAAGGCUCUUCCGUGCCAGGGAGGUGCAGGCGGCCUCUCAGCUGUGAGCUGCGGGAUCACAGGGCUGCCUGCCCCAGCCCCGGAGCCCACCGGGGUGAAUGGCGCAGGUGCGGAAGAGGGGGCCCCACAGGCAGCUGCUCCGUGGGGUGCAAGGAUGAGAGAGUGGACUUGACGUCAGGCUGCCUGGCUGUGUCCACCACCCUGUCAUGCCACGACAACUUCCUGAACCACACACCAGCCCGGCAUUCUGGGCUCCUGUGAAGCCUGGGAUGGCAAUAAAUCUUUUUAACUUGCUGAGAA